AUGGGCCUGUGGCAGGAAAGCUUCUUUGGGCGAGUUGCUCUGGAGCAACAGGCGCAACUUUUUGUUGUUCUCAUCUUUGGUAUUCUGAAAGAGACACUUCCGAAAAUGCGUUUUAAUUCAGAAAUGUUCUGGUUUGGUGGCGAGCAGAAGCGACUGAAAACAGACCCGCUGAAUAAUUCAUUAUCGUUUCUCAGUGCGUGCUGGCACAUUGCAGCACUCGCUCUCAGAAGUUCUGGUAAUCGUCUUUAG
This is a messenger RNA of Gongylonema pulchrum, 249 nucleotides long. The record is from the annotation of a GenBank genome assembly. Lineage: Eukaryota; Metazoa; Nematoda; Chromadorea; Rhabditida; Gongylonematidae.